CUUAAAAUUUCAGUCUUCAGGAGGAUUUCAUUGAAGACAGAUCGAAAUGGCUAAAUUUGUCCUAAUUGUAACAGCUCUAUUGGCUGUAUUAGCUUUUGCUAAAGCCACUGAAGAGGAGGAAGUACCAGCAUUUGUUAAAAUUUUCAAUGAAUUACACAAGGAUCCAGCGCCACAACAAGGGUCUACGAGAGCUAAUGUUAAAACUUUAUGGAUUGAACAGAAAUUGGAUCAUUUUGAUUCCAAUGAAACUAGGACUUGGCAAAUGCGUUAUAUGUCCAACGAUGAGUUCUUCAAACCCGGUGGUCCCAUAUUUAUCUAUGUGGGCGGUGAAUGGUUUAUUUCCCCCGGUUUCAUAACAGGUGGUCAUGUUUACGAUAUGGCUAAGGAACAUAAUGGUUAUUUGUUUUAUACCGAACAUCGUUUCUAUGGCGAAAGUAAACCCACUGAACAUAUGACCAAUGAAAACUUGCAAUAUUUAAGUGUUCAACAAGCUUUAGCCGAUUUGGCUCAUUUUAUACGCACCAUGAAGGCCACCAUACCGGGUUUGGAAAAUUCAAAGACUAUUUUGACUGGAGGUUCAUAUUCGGCGACUAUGGUGACUUGGUUUAAGAAAUUAUAUCCCGAUUUGGCCGCUGGUUGUUGGGCCUCUAGUCCUCCUUUGUAUGCUAGAAUUGAUUAUUACGAAUACAAAGAAAUCAUGGGUCAAUCUAUUAAACUAGUAAGUGGUGAUACUUGUCACGAUCGCAUCAAACGUGGUUUUGAUGAAUUAGAAUCGAUGUUUGCCAACAAACGUGGAGCUGAAGUCAAAGCUAUGUUGAAAUUGUGCAAUUCAUUCAACGAAAAUAAUGAUUUGGAUGUAUGGACAUUGUUCUAUGAAAUUUCUGAAUUAUUUGCCAAUUUGAUACAAGCUCACAAUGAUGGCGAUAUCCAAAGUGCCUGCAGACGUAUAAUGGACGGUUCCAGUGAUGUUGUGGGUUUGGCUAAUUAUAUUGUAUAUAAAUUUAAUGCCAGAACCUGUACCGAUAUGUCAUAUCGUGGUUAUUUGAAUAUGUUUAAGGAUUCUGCCUAUAGCACCAAUAUUAUGCGUCCUUGGAUUUAUCAGACCUGCAAUGAAGUGGGUUGGUAUCAGACCUCUACCUCACGCAAUCAACCUUUCGGUACUAAAUAUCCUUUGGUAUUCUUUACUACUCUCUGUGGUGAUGCUUAUGGUGAAAAGUUUACCAAGGAAUAUAUUGAAAAACGUUUGAUAGAAACCAAUAAAAUCUUUGGUGGUCUUAAUCCGGAAGUAGAAAAUGUUUAUAUGACUCAUGGCCAAUUGGAUCCUUGGAGAUCGGCUGGUUUAGAAGAUCCUGAAAAAGUUACCAUAAUACCUUACCACGCCCACUGCAAAGAUUUGGGUUCGAUUAGCGAUCGGGAUACCCCUGAACUUAGAGCUUCUAAGGAGAAGGUAGCUGCCUUGGUUAGACAGUGGUUGGCUUAAUUGCACGCGCCUGUUUUAAUUUUAGCAUGAAUUUAUUAUUUUCUUUUUAAUUUUUCCGAUUUGUACAGUAUUUAUUAUUUUAUUGUAACAAUAAAUUCAUUUAAUAUUUUUUUAAGAUUA
Molecule: messenger RNA, 1600 nt
Organism: Lucilia sericata (common green bottle fly)
Lineage: Eukaryota; Metazoa; Arthropoda; Insecta; Diptera; Calliphoridae
Product: putative serine protease K12H4.7
Exons: 6
Coding region: 47-1480 (477 amino acids)
Biological process (GO): proteolysis
Molecular function (GO): dipeptidyl-peptidase activity; serine-type exopeptidase activity
Source: RefSeq, a predicted model, not a curated record